AUUUAGUCAAUGAAUAUGAAGUUAGUGAAAGGAUAAUUAGUGAUAUUUUAAAGGUAAAAGACCACUGGCUUGUUAUAGAUCUUAAUUCAUAUCAGGCUUCUUUACGUCGCAAAAAAAAAAUUCUUUUUUCUAUUAUAGAAGAGGUUUUAACUUUAUGGACUGAAGAAGCAUUUAGUGCCCCACUUCAAAAUCUUGAUGAAAUGUAUAAUAACAUUAAUCAAAUUUUAAAAAAUUAUGAUCUUCAAGAUAUUUUUAAUUGUGAUGAAAUAGAUCUUUUUUGGAAAAUGAAACCCAAUCGUACAAUUUCUAAUCAACCAAUAUUAGGUACAAAACAAUCAAAAAAUCGUGUGACUGUUUUACUUACUUGCAAUAUAACAGGAACUGAAAAACUCAAACUAUUAUUCAUUCAUAAAUAUAAAAAUUCACGGGCACUUAAACAUAUAAACAAAAAAACUCUUCCAGUUUAUUAUUACUGGAAUUUAAAA
Messenger RNA from Diversispora eburnea, 485 nucleotides. NCBI's taxonomy places the organism in Eukaryota, Fungi, Glomeromycota, Glomeromycetes, Diversisporales, Diversisporaceae. The record is from the annotation of a GenBank genome assembly.